Botrytis byssoidea is the source of this 780-nucleotide messenger RNA. RefSeq lists its product as uncharacterized. Bases 1 to 780 code for a protein of 259 amino acids. The transcript has a single exon. The record is from RefSeq and is a predicted model, not a curated record. NCBI's taxonomy places the organism in Eukaryota, Fungi, Ascomycota, Leotiomycetes, Helotiales, Sclerotiniaceae.
AUGGAUCCACCGCGUCGUCGUCGUCAACCUCGUUUCAAAAUAACUUGGUGGAUGCGAACAAAGUAUAACAUCAAAAAAUGGUUCAGUAAAUUGUUCAGUACCCGCUUUGAGCUUCGUGGAAGCGUCACUCGUCUUCGACAUAUCUAUCCGCAUCCAUACUUAGCCCUCCUUCGUCUUUUCAUACCAUUUCCAUCGUGGAGCUUUCCGUUACCUGAACCUGUUGCCCCUUCAGUCAUCGCACAGAACGAAAAAUUAUACAGAGUUCGCAACGAAUGCCAUGGAACUCUUCGCAAUGUUCCUGUCUGGCAAGCUCGUGACACUCCACUCCGCUGUGUUUACCGCAUGUAUGAGAUCUUGAUGAUGGGUGAUUAUGUUCCAUUGGGCAGCGAGACAGAAUAUUUUUGGUAUCAGUCGACGGAGAAAUGGUCUUUAAGUUCAAUACCAGAUCCGAAAGAUCCUGAUCCAAUCCGCUAUGCAAUUGUUGCAUGUAUAGUGGAAGAGUUAGUACGCGCUUUUAACUGGAGGUUGGCUCUAGGAAUGCGUCGAGAUGGGAAACACAUUCGACGGAAGAACGAAGGUGAUCCAUAUCCCCCGUAUACUCAAGUUUUUGGACCCGAUUGGACACGUUCUGUACCUUCCAUUGAGCCGAAUUUGCUAAGAGAAUUACCAUCUGAAAUGGUGACUGAGAGUGGAAAAUUGGUUCUGGAAGAACAUGGAUGCGACGAAAACUUUGAGAAACGGAAUAUCAUCACGAAUGUCGGUUGGUUUUAUACAGUGUGA